AUGGCGCUGCAGGGAGCAGGUCUCCAAAUACCCGAUGCGCGUGACCGUGAUCGUUCCAAGCUCAUCAAGCGCCGGAAAGUCACGAUCGCCUGUGAGCAAUGUCGCGAGAGGAAGCGCAAGUGUGACGGAGUGCGUCCCCUGUGUGGCUCCUGUGCCCGGCGGCAGCCGCCCUCCAAGUGUGUUUGGUCGCAGGAAAGAUGGCGGCACAUACCUGCGCUGGAAGCGCUGGACGCGCGCAUCAAGCAGCUCGAGGCCUCCCGGCCCGGCACCAGUGAGACUAGUGCCAGUGACUCCUCUCUUCCUUUGAGCCAGGUCAACGAGGGCUCGGUUCCUUCAAGAACCACGAUGACGACCAGUCACCGGCGGCGGCCCGUUCAGCCUGGUCCAUGGCAGGAAGGCGCUUUCCCUCCCGCACGUCCUCAGCCAGAGCCCCACGGCUACGGCGAGGUUGAUACCGCUCGGAAAGCGGACCCUCACAAGCUGUCGAUCCAGAGCAUGCUCAGUACCGAGAACAACAUGGAGCAAGCAUCUGAGAGUUCGCGGGUGGAUGCCAUGGGCACAACGUCUGCGUUUAUCGCUCGGUCAGAAUCCACGGAACACCCUGGCUCAGCAUUCUUCGGCCCGUCUAGCACGUCCAGCUUCCUGGGUGUGGUCCGGCUCAUCAUUGGGAGGUCGUCUAAUGUUCCCGGUCGAACACCACCAAGUCAGCAUACAGCAGAAUCGCGAUCCUCCAAUCUGUGUUCGGCUACAUCAUCCCAUGUCUCCCCUGAGCAAGAUCUUGGCUGGAAAUACAGCAGCUCGGUGUUCGAGCUCCCGCCUCGAGGGGAGGCGGAUAUGCUGGUUGCCAAUUACUUUACAUGGGUUUACUCGCUUUAUCCGAUCAUCCAUCGCCCCUAUUUUAACGCCAGAUAUGAAAGAUUGUGGCAACGGCCGCAUAUGCAUGCUUCUCCGAUCACGCUGGAGGACAUUCUCUUUCAUUGCAUGCUUAAUGCCAUUCUUGCCCUGGGGACGCAAUUCCAUCCCGAACUGGAGCCACACAGUAGGGUAUCCAAAAGCGAGUUGUUUUUCGCGCACUGUCAACAGCUUCUCACGCUCGAUCUCUUUGCGCACAGCGAUUUCAUGACGGUGCAGUGCCUCCUCCUCAUGUGCUAUUUCCUCCUGAGCACGGACAAACCGGACUACUGUUGGAAUCUUUCCGGGCUGGCUCUCAGAAUGGCUCAGGCCAUUGGUCUCCACAUUGACUCGGCCGAUGAUUGCAGCCAGACGGGCUCUCGACGCGACCAGGUGGACGUUGAGCUCCAAAGGCGAGUUUGGGGGGGCUGUUGUUUGCUGGACAGAUCUCUUUCCUUUCUAUACGGAAGGCCUUUGAUGAUGUAUCCUCAUUUGACCUCGCAGUUUGUCUUUCCAUCGUUGAUUGACGACGAGUAUCUUACCCGGCUUCCCGAUCCGCCUGGCAGUCAGCCGGAAGGCAUCCCGAGCGUCAUGGCUACCUGGUCGCAUUGCCUGAGACUGGGCGAAAUCCUGGGCGAGAUUAUAUCCACCUUCUACCAAGGCAAUCAAUCAUCCAUCUCCACGCUCGGAGACAUCAAGCUUGGAAGAGACUUUGGCAAUCCGUCCCUCUUCAGCAGACUGAAGCAGGGCGAUUUCAAAGACUUGUUCACCCUCGACGCCAGGUUGCACGACUGGUACGAACAACUUCCUGCCUAUCUGAAGAUAAGUUCCAACCCAGACCCGGGAAUGCCUGGCGACGGUGGUGGUGGUGGUGGUGGUUACCAAUCCCACUGGGACUACUGUUUCAGUUCCACUUCUACUUCCUUGGGCCCUUCGCCGGCAACCGAUGGUAGCUCUGGUCCGUCGCCCAGCGGCCACUAUGGCGAAGCGAACAUUCCCAAGAUCCGCAAUUUCCAGCGGGAGGCCAAUGUUCUCAAGGCAAGAUGGCUCCAUGUCCGCGUCUUCCUCUCUCGACCUGCGCUUUUGGUCAUCCUCGACCGGGACCAGUAUGCUUUCACCUUCGGCUACAACGAGGACACGUAUCUAUCCCGAUCGGUCUUGCAUCUACGCAUGUUGAGCAGCCUGGCCGAUCUGUGUGUGUCGGCGGCUCAAGAUCUGGUGGAUUUGGUCUACAACAAUUGCCCAUCUGAGCAUAAGUUGCUUCACGUGUGGUGGUACAGUGUUUGCUGUAAGGACUCUGAUACAACUCCGUCAUGA
This is a messenger RNA of Capronia epimyces CBS 606.96, 2208 nucleotides long. RefSeq lists its product as uncharacterized. Gene Ontology annotation, biological process: DNA-templated transcription; positive regulation of transcription from RNA polymerase II promoter by galactose. The transcript is spliced from 3 exons. The record is from RefSeq and is a predicted model, not a curated record. NCBI's taxonomy places the organism in Eukaryota, Fungi, Ascomycota, Eurotiomycetes, Chaetothyriales, Herpotrichiellaceae. Gene Ontology annotation, molecular function: zinc ion binding; DNA-binding transcription factor activity, RNA polymerase II-specific; RNA polymerase II cis-regulatory region sequence-specific DNA binding. Bases 1 to 2208 code for a protein of 735 amino acids. Gene Ontology annotation, cellular component: nucleus.